AUGGUAUUUGGAUCAUUUCCUGAUGGUCAUAAUUUUGACAAAGAAGAAUUUAGUACCAUACCAGAAAAUACAGUUCUUACUGUCAAUAUUCGUACUGGUCAAAUCAUAAAUCAAUGGGGAAAUAAUACUUGUGGUAUUGAUAAUGUCGAAACAAAUCGAAAUGAUCAUGGUAAAGUUAAUGCUAUUAUUGGUCAUCCUUUAAUGAAAACUGCUUAUGCUAUUAAUUAUCAUCCAAAUAAACCCGAUCGUUUUUAUGCAGUUAGUGGAAGAAAUGAUCAAAAUUGA
Messenger RNA from Rotaria sp. Silwood1, 285 nucleotides. The record is from the annotation of a GenBank genome assembly. Lineage: Eukaryota; Metazoa; Rotifera; Eurotatoria; Philodinida; Philodinidae.